Messenger RNA from Chrysochloris asiatica (Cape golden mole), 1901 nucleotides. RefSeq names its product membrane protein, palmitoylated 6 (MAGUK p55 subfamily member 6) (gene PALS2). NCBI's taxonomy places the organism in Eukaryota, Metazoa, Chordata, Mammalia, Afrosoricida, Chrysochloridae. The coding region runs from base 4 to 1623 and encodes 539 amino acids. Gene Ontology annotation, cellular component: plasma membrane; cell-cell junction. The record is from RefSeq and is a predicted model, not a curated record. Gene Ontology annotation, molecular function: protein binding. The transcript is spliced from 11 exons.
GCAAUGCAGCAAGUGUUGGAUAACCUCACGGAACUGCCUUCGUCUACCGGAACAGAAGAAAUAGAUCUAAUUUUCCUCAAGGGGAUCAUGGAGAAUCCUAUUGUAAAAUCACUUGCUAAGGCUCAUGACAGGCUAGAAGAUUCAAAACUGGAAGCUGUCAGCGACAAUAACUUGGAAUUAGUCAAUGAGAUUCUUGAAGAUAUCAGUCCUUUGAUAAAUGUGGAUGAAAAUGUGGCAGAAUUGGUGGGCAUUCUCAAAGAGCCUCACUUCCAGUCACUCUUGGAGGCCCAUGAUAUCGUGGCUUCAAAGUGUUAUGACUCACCUCCAUCAAGCCCUGAAAUGAAUAAUUCUAUCAACAAUCAGUUACUACCGGUAGAUGCUAUUCGGAUUCUUGGUAUUCACAAAAGAGCUGGAGAGCCAUUGGGUGUAACAUUUAGGGUUGAGAAUAAUGAUCUGGUGAUUGCCCGAAUCCUUCAUGGAGGAAUGAUAGAUCGACAAGGUCUGCUUCACGUGGGAGAUAUUAUUAAAGAAGUCAAUGGCCAUGAGGUUGGAAACAAUCCAAAGGAAUUACAAGAGUUACUGAAAAAUAUUAGUGGAAGUGUUACCCUAAAAAUUUUACCAAGCUACAGAGAUAGUAUUACACCUCAACAGGUAUUUGUGAAAUGUCAUUUUGAUUAUAAUCCAUACAACGAUAACCUGAUACCCUGCAAAGAAGCUGGAUUAAAGUUUUCAAAAGGAGAAAUUCUUCAGAUUGUAAACAGAGAAGACCCAAACUGGUGGCAGGCUAGCCAUAUAAAAGAGGGAGGAAGCGCUGGUCUCAUUCCAAGCCAGUUCCUGGAAGAGAAGAGAAAGGCAUUUGUUAGAAGAGACUGGGACAAUUCAGGACCUUUCUGUGGAACUAUAAGUAGCAAAAAAAAGAAAAAAAUGAUGUACCUCACAACUAGAAAUGCAGAAUUUGAUCGCCAUGAAAUCCAAAUAUAUGAAGAGGUAGCCAAAAUGCCCCCCUUCCAGAGGAAGACAUUAGUAUUAAUAGGAGCCCAAGGUGUGGGCCGAAGAAGCUUGAAAAACAGGUUCAUAGUAUUGAAUCCCACUAAAUUUGGAACUACAGUGCCAUUUACUUCACGGAAACCAAGGGAAGAUGAAAAAGAUGGCCAGGCAUAUCAAUUUGUGUCACGAUCUGAGAUGGAAGCAGAUAUUAAAGCUGGAAAAUACUUGGAGCAUGGGGAAUAUGAAGGCAAUCUCUAUGGAACCAAGAUUGAUUCUAUUCUGGAGGUUGUCCAGACUGGAAGAACUUGUAUCUUGGAUGUCAACCCACAAGCCCUGAAGGUAUUGAGGACGGCAGAGUUCAUGCCUUACGUCGUGUUCAUUGCUGCCCCAGAACUGGAAACACUGCGUGCCAUGCAUAAGGCAGUGGUGGAUGCGGGAAUCACUACCAAGCUUUUGACGGACUCUGACUUGAAGAAAACAGUUGAUGAAAGUGCCCGCAUUCAGAGAGCAUACAACCACUACUUUGAUUUGAUCAUCAUAAACGACAAUCUCGACAAAGCCUUUGAAAAACUACAAACUGCCAUCGAGAACCUGAGACUGGAGCCACAGUGGGUCCCAAUCAGCUGGGUUUACUGAUCAUUCAGUCAGACUUGCAAUUAACAUGAAACUUAAAAUUAAAAAAAAAAUGACUUCAACAAAUAAACCUGUUGCUGAGAAAAUGCAAGCAGAGAUAGAAGAUAUAUAUGCCAUGUGCAGGCAUUUUUAUUGCGUAGAUUGAAAUAACAGUACACUACUCUGAAUUUUUAUAUAAAAUGUGUUUGAAAAAGUGUACUAAUAUAUAAUUUAUCUUAAUUUUUCUAACUUUUUAUGGAUAAUCUUUCUAUUCAUAUCACAUAAAGAAAUGCGUUGAAGCA